AUGGGUUUUCCGGUGGGGGUGAGAUUCAAUCCCACGGAAGAGGAACUCCUGAGCUAUUACCUCAAGAACAAGAUUAUGGGUCAUCCAUUAUCAGAUUUUGAAACCCAAUUCUUGAUUGAUAUCAACAUGUACGGCAAAAAGGCCACUCCCUGGGAAUUGUUCUGUUCCGGUUCCGACCAGUUUAUCCCAUGGCUUCAGUCGGUGGACAUCUCAAACAAAGACAAGCAUUCAGAAGAAAUCCUUUACGUUUCAACCAAACUGAAAAGCGUAGGCAAGACCGACAAAUCGGAGAACAAGCACAAGUGUAGAGUUGCCGGAUGCGGAACCUGGCACGCUAACAACACAAAACAGCCCAUCACCGGGAUUGAUGAUAAUGGAGAAUCCACAUUGAUCGGAUACAAGAGAAACUUCACAUUCAGAUCAGCGACUGAAGAAACGGUAGGACAAUGGAAUAUGACAGAGUACAGUCUCAAUCCAAAAGCUUUUGGGCUCACGAAAUUCAAUUGCGACGAUUAUGUCUUGUGUAAGAUCAAGAGAGAUGACAGCAAGAGUUCUUUCGGUGGAAAGCUGGUUUCCAGAAAGAGGAAGAUUUUUGAGACUGCAACAAACUCAAGAAAGAAGGUGAUAAAGUCAUCGCCAUCUUCGUCAUCAUCAAAGAUAUCAAGUUAUAGUGAGGAUGAGAAACAGAGUAUGAAUUACAAUAACCUCCAAGGCAACAGCAGUAAUGGAUUUCUACUGGACUCCAGCACUUCUUAUGAUCAGGAAGCAUUGCAGGAGACAAUUCCGGGUCUUGAAGAUUCAGAAACUGAGUUGGAAAACUAUUCGAUAUAUCAGGAACAGGAAGACUGGUUGGAAUUGGAGGAAUUGUUGAAACAAGGGAACCAAGACAUGGACUCGCUCCUGAAUACCCUUGAUAAUUGGCCUGCAGCAGCCUGUUGAUUGCCCAAAACAGUUGUGAUAAUCCCCUUUGAUCAAAGCCAAAUUGCAACCUGGAGGAAUUCUAGCAGCGUUCCCAAUGCUCAGAUGAACUAAUAUUUUGAAUCAGCAGAGUAGUAC
Oldenlandia corymbosa var. corymbosa is the source of this 1056-nucleotide messenger RNA. The record is from the annotation of a GenBank genome assembly. Lineage: Eukaryota; Viridiplantae; Streptophyta; Magnoliopsida; Gentianales; Rubiaceae.